GAAUAGAGACAGAAAAGAAAGAAAGAAAGAAAUAAAAAGAAUAGAAGGAGAAGAAGAGAAGAGAAGAGAAGAGGCUUCUUCAAGUAUUCAACCACUUGAGAGAGAGACAUCCCCUCUGACAUUUUCUCUAUUCUUGAAGCAAACUCCUCGUUUCAGAUCUCUAGGGUUUCUCUUUCUUCCUCUCACUCUCAAAGCUAUUUAUGAUCAUUCUCUGACACCUUCCCCUUACCAAUAUCAGAUUGGAGCAGGUUCAUUCAACAUGGUUGUUUCGGGGCCAAUCACGCCGGGGCAGGUGUCUUUCUUGCUCGGUAUUAUUCCAGUUUUUGUUACAUGGAUAUAUUCAGAGUACUUAGAGUACAAGAAAGUGUCAUCUCCUCCUAAAGUUCAUUCAGACACUAAUCUUGAUGAGUUGGGGAAGGAAAGCAUUAAGGAAGAUGAUCGAGCCAUUUUGCUUGAAGCAGGGCUUACACGAUCAUCAUCAGCAAAAUUCUAUGGAUCAUCUGUCAAAUCAAAUCUGAUCAGGUUUUUGACCAUGGAUGAUUCGUUCUUGCUAGAAAAUCGAGCAACUUUAAGGGCACUGGCCGAGUUUGGGCUGAUCCUGUUUUAUUUCUACAUUUGUGAUCGAACCAACUUACUUGGAGAUUCUACAAAGAAUUAUAGUCGGGAUCUUUUCAUCUUCUUGUACAUUCUUCUGAUUAUAGUUUCAGCCAUGACCUCUUUAAAGAAACAUAAUGACUCAUCAGCAUUUUCUGGAAGAACCAUACUUUAUCUUAAUCGACAUCAAACAGAGGAAUGGAAAGGAUGGAUGCAGGUCCUCUUUCUAAUGUAUCAUUAUUUUGCCGCGACGGAGAUAUACAAUGCAAUACGUGUUUUUAUUGCUGCAUAUGUUUGGAUGACUGGAUUUGGAAACUUCUCAUAUUAUUAUGUUAGAAAAGAUUUCAGCCUUGCUCGCUUUGCUCAGAUGAUGUGGCGGCUUAAUUUUUUUGUGGCCUUCUGUUGUAUUGUGCUUAACAAUGACUACAUGCUCUAUUAUAUAUGUCCAAUGCACACGCUUUUCACUUUGAUGGUGUAUGGAGCAUUGGGUAUAUAUAGCAAGUAUAACGAAAACAGCUCAGUGAUGGCUGCAAAAAUUCUUGCAUGCUUUCUUGUGGUGAUCUUGAUUUGGGAAAUCCCUGGAUUCUUUGACAUACUCUGGAGUCCAUUUGCAUUCUUUUUGGGUUAUACUGAUCCUGCAAAGCCUGAUCUCCCUCGAAUGCAUGAGUGGCAUUUCAGAUCUGGGCUUGAUCGCUACAUCUGGAUAAUUGGAAUGAUUUAUGCCUACUUUCAUCCAAAUGUUGAGAAAUGGAUGGAAAAAUUGGAGGAUUGUGAAACCAGGAGGAGAUUAACAAUUAAAACAAGCAUUGUUUCAAUUUCAUUAUUUGCUGGGUACUUGUGGUAUGAAUACAUUUACAAGCUGGACAAGGUCAAUUAUAACAAAAUGCACCCAUACACUUCAUGGAUACCAAUUACUGUUUACAUUUGCUUGAGGAAUUUCACUCAGCAGCUUCGGAAUGUCUCUCUGACCCUAUUUGCGUGGCUUGGGAAGAUUACUCUUGAGACUUACAUUUCCCAAUUUCACAUUUGGUUGAGAUCUAACAUGCCAAAUGGACAGCCAAAGUGGCUUCUGUGUCUCAUCCCAGAGUAUCCUAUGCUCAACUUCAUGCUUACUACGGCUAUAUACGUCUUCAUAUCACAUCGACUUUUUGAAUUAACAAAUACACUCAAGUCCGUCUUCAUACCUACCAAAGACAAUCGACGACUGCUGCAUAAUUGUAUCUCCGGGAUUGCAAUUUCCUUUUCUUUGUACUUCAUUGCAGUUGUUCUACUUCAGAUUCCGCAUUCCACGGCUUGAAAUUCAAGACCCCAAAGACUUUACAUAGAAAAUUCCCGUUGGAUUUGCUGUGCUGAAAGGACACUAGUGGGUUAAAAUAAGGAUACAGGGAAAUGUGGAAUCUCAUAAUUUUUGGAGCAGUGUGUCCUGUAGUUGUCAAUUAAUAUCCUCAGUCACAACAGAGAUAGAACGGUGGUGGUUUGCAUUUGAAGUUGGCAGAGGAAGAGAGGGACUAAUCCUGAAGAAAUUUGAACCAAUUUUCUAUAAAUUCGUUUCUGCUCACACAUAAAAAGGAGACAAAAAAUAGGAUAGCUUACGAGUUCUCUGUCAUGGCUGUGAGGAAAUUCAAGAUUCAUUAUCUUUUCAAAUUUUUGUUGUCAUUUUUUGCCUUUUUUACAUCUGUGAAGGAUAAGGAGAAAUAUGUAUAUUCAUUUUGACAAUCUUAAGCAGAAACGCGUCGUCAUACCCUUGUAAUAACAGCUAUUUCUUUCAACAGCCAUAAAUGCUAGUGUAGUGUUUAGAGUGUUACCAUUUCA
This is a messenger RNA of Arachis duranensis, 2406 nucleotides long. RefSeq names its product protein REDUCED WALL ACETYLATION 3. The transcript has 17 exons. Gene Ontology annotation, cellular component: Golgi apparatus. Bases 260 to 1891 code for a protein of 543 amino acids. Gene Ontology annotation, biological process: xyloglucan metabolic process; xylan biosynthetic process; plant-type secondary cell wall biogenesis. NCBI's taxonomy places the organism in Eukaryota, Viridiplantae, Streptophyta, Magnoliopsida, Fabales, Fabaceae. Gene Ontology annotation, molecular function: acetyltransferase activity. The record is from RefSeq and is a predicted model, not a curated record.